Molecule: messenger RNA, 2242 nt
Organism: Thermothielavioides terrestris NRRL 8126
Lineage: Eukaryota; Fungi; Ascomycota; Sordariomycetes; Sordariales; Chaetomiaceae
Exons: 3
Coding region: 283-1929 (548 amino acids)
Biological process (GO): NLS-bearing protein import into nucleus
Cellular component (GO): nucleus; cytoplasm; nucleoplasm
Molecular function (GO): protein binding; nuclear import signal receptor activity
Source: RefSeq, a predicted model, not a curated record
CAAAUUUCUUUCAUUGUCCCAAAACAACCAACACCCAUCCACGCGCAGCCCCUCCACUCCCCUAGAGGAACAGGAUUAAAGUGCCGGGCCCCAAGCACACAACUUUCUUGCUUUCACGCUGCUGCGGUUCCCUGACGUUUUAGCGUCCAUCUGACUUUUCACUUCCCGUCCAUACCCUUUGACAUCGUCGAGCCAGGGUCCGAUCAACAAGGCGAUUGCUGGCUACCACCACCACCUACCCCCCCAUCGCGCUCGUCGCUGACAACCAUCCCCGCCGCAACCAUGGCCGAACGGUACAUUCCCGAGCACCGGCGCACCCAGUUUAAGGCCAAGAGCACCUUCAAACCCGAGGAGCUUCGUCGCCGUCGUGAGGAGCAACAGGUCGAGAUCCGCAAGGCGAAGCGCGAGGAGAACUUGGCCAAGCGCCGCGGCAUUGGCACCGGCGAGAACCGGCCCGGCGCCUCGUUGGGUGCUGCGCCCGACAGCGACGAUGAAAACCCUCCCAGCGACUCCCAGCUCAAUGAGGAGCUCCCCCAGAUGGUCGCCGGGGUUUUCUCGGACCAGAUCGAUCUCCAGAUCCAAGCUACCACAAAAUUCAGAAAGCUGCUUAGCAAGGAGCGAAACCCUCCUAUCGAAGAGGUCAUCAAGACGGGCGUCGUCAGCCGAUUUGUCCAGUUCCUGCGUUCGCCCCAUACUCUUGUCCAGUUCGAGGCCGCCUGGGCCCUGACCAACAUCGCCUCCGGCUCCGCCUCCCAGACCCAAGUCGUCAUCGAGGCCGGUGCUGUGCCCAUCUUCGUCGAGCUUCUCAACAGCCCCGAGCCCGACGUCCGCGAGCAGGCUGUCUGGGCCCUCGGCAACAUCGCUGGCGACAGCCCGCAGUGCAGGGACUACGUCUUGUCCCAGGGUGCCCUCCGACCUCUGCUCGCCCUGCUUGGCGACAGCCGCAAGCUGAGCAUGCUGCGGAAUGCCACAUGGACGCUGAGCAACUUCUGCCGCGGCAAGAAUCCUCAGCCGGAUUGGAAUACCAUCCAGCCCGCCCUUCCCAUACUCGCUAAGCUCGUGUACUCGCUGGAUGACGAGGUUCUGAUCGAUGCGUGCUGGGCCAUCUCGUACCUGUCGGACGGCUCCAACGACAAGAUCCAAGCCGUCAUUGAGGCCGGCAUCCCUCGCCGGCUCGUCGAGCUCCUGAUGCAUGCGUCGACCUCGGUCCAGACACCCGCCCUCCGCUCGGUCGGCAACAUCGUCACGGGCGACGACGUCCAGACCCAGGUCAUCAUCAACUGCGGCGCGCUUCCGUGCCUGCUUUCCCUGCUGAGCUCAAACAAGGAUGGCAUCCGGAAGGAAGCCUGCUGGACCAUCUCCAACAUCACGGCUGGAAACUCGGCCCAGAUCCAGGCCGUCAUCGACGCCAACAUCAUCCCCCCUCUCAUUCAUUUGCUCUCUCACGGCGACCUGAAGACUCGUAAGGAGGCAUGCUGGGCUAUCAGCAACGCCACCUCGGGCGGCCUGCAGAAGCCCGACCAGAUCCGGUACCUGGUUUCCCAGGGCUGCAUCAAGCCGCUCUGCGACCUCCUCGCGUGCCCGGACAACAAGAUCAUCCAGGUUGCUCUGGACGGCCUGGAGAACAUCCUGAAGGUCGGCGAGCUCGACAAGCAGGCCGCUGGCGACGGCGUCAACUCGGUCAACCGCUUUGCGCUGUUCAUUGAGGAGUGCGGCGGCAUGGAGAAGAUCCACGACUGCCAGACCAACGCCAACGAGGAGAUCUACAUGAAGGCGUACAACAUUAUCGAGAAGUACUUCUCGGACGAGGAUGAAAAUGCCGACGAGGCUAUGGGUCAAAACCAGCAGUUCGGCUUCGGUGCGGCGAACGGAACCCAGCAGGGCGGCUUCAACUUCGGCGCGAACGGUGCCGAGUCCAUGGAUAUGUAGGCAUACUCCUGUCCAGUAAGCUUCCCAUGGUCGGGGGCGUGGUGACGGGAGGCGUGCGGUUGGCUGGUUUCCGCUCGGCCAACGCAGAUGCCCGCCGUUCUGGAGCCACCAACCGCUGCUUGCGUACCUGGGCGAGGCGACACCACCGGCGAAGCCACCGAAUUCCGCUCCCUUCAAUAUCAGACCCUCAGGACACGGCACCUCCAUGCUUUCGGCUCGACACGUCACCCAUCCCUAUCCCCCGACCACCACCCGACGAUAUCCCCCAUCGACAGGACACAACACCCAUCAGCAGCUUUACCCUUUAAUUUUG